AUGGCGGUUCCGAUCGAAAACCUUGGGCUGGAGAAUCUCCUUCAAGAGAGAGUGUAUGUAAAAUGGGUCGAUGAGGGUCAUUCUUAUACGCUGGGUUCUUGCUUAGCGGAUAAUAAAGAGAAUACCAAUUGUCUUAUGAAAGUGGUCUGCGAUUUAGAGAAACGCAUCCAUGUCUAUUUCUCCCUUAAGGUGACUCACAAGCAUACCGGCAAAAAUCGUUCAAUGGAGAUGUUAUUGGUUGUCCCGCCGCACGGUAACUUCGACUGCUACUCGAAAUCUCUUCCAAUAUCGGGGCUUGAUGAUUUGUCCUCCCAUGAUGCAUCUGCCCUCCACGAAGCUGGCAUAAGCAAUUUGGAGCAUAUCAUUGUCUUAUCAUUCGAUCUACAGUUUACAGGAUUUGUUGUCAGAAAGAAGAGGGAAUCUGCGACUAUUUUACCUUCCAACUCUACCUCGAGCACAUUGAUACAGAAAAUCAGAUCUUUAUCUGUUACGAAGAGCUUUCAAGUUUAUAUCAGACCUUCUGAUUACGCGCGUGCAAAUUUGAAAACGGUCGACGAGCGCUUGCGUGAUAAGAGCGUAUGGAUCUGCGAACCUCAAAUGCGAAGAAUAUACUCUCCACAAGGUUUUAUGCUAGUCGACUGGGCUCAGAUUAAACAUUCGGAACUCAAGGGCAAACUACUGCCACCACCACCGCAACCACCACCAUACACCAAACAUGACGCACAAAGGUCGACUGAAGUGCAGGUUCCUCGGUCACCGCCUGUCGCAGAUGUAUAUUCAAACAAAUGUGUUUUAAAUAAAGAUAUCGUACCGGCAACGCCGAGCCUCCUACCGGUGUGUCAUGGUAUUUUCUCACCCGACUGUGAAGAGCCGUUAGAUGUUGCAGACGACUUGGACCUUGACGAUAUUCACAAAGAUUCAGGACAUGUCGAAACAAAUCUUGAGCUGGACUCAGAUGAGGAAUACCUUGCCGCAUUGCAUGCUCAACGAUGUAGUCAACAAUUCAGACAAGAUACAAAUUCAGAGGCUCUUCGGUCAGAAUUCAGAGAGUGGUUAGAGGCAGCGAUAUCAAUAAAUGAGAAUGUUUACGAACACAGCAGGUUGACUAAAAAGUUUUUCGCUCUUGGCGAUAGUGUCCAUGCGUCCAACGCUGGAAUGUUUGACGCUAUUAGACCUUGGUGUUCUGCACUGUUCUUAUGCGACCCCACAGAUUCAAGUAGACUAACAGAUGAAUGGUUUGUCUCGGAUAUGACCGGGCUCAUAAAAUGGGUCAACAAAUUUCAUCGUGGCGCUGAGAUGUCUAUACUUAUGAACGACUUUCUAAAGCUUGGCAAUGCUGCUCGCAUGCGUAACAAGAUUGAGUACAAGCGCUACAAAACCGACUUUUUACUUCGUAUAUGGGUCGAAUUUGAAUGCUCAAGUAUUAGUAUCAACGGGCAGAGCAGAAAGGUCUUGUCCCGGAAAAGAAAUAUCUUGGGGUCUUGUAGUGAUGUUUCUAAACGAGCUAAGACAACUAUAUAA
Botrytis porri is the source of this 1521-nucleotide messenger RNA. RefSeq lists its product as uncharacterized. The transcript has a single exon. The record is from RefSeq and is a predicted model, not a curated record. Lineage: Eukaryota; Fungi; Ascomycota; Leotiomycetes; Helotiales; Sclerotiniaceae. Bases 1 to 1521 code for a protein of 506 amino acids.